GGUCUUCUUUCUUUUGUGACACUGGGGUAUGCUGGACGAGCUUCAGGGAAUAAUUUUAUUAGCAAUCCCGCCGCUAACGCUAUUAAGACAGCUCAUUCUUCAGGCAAAAAAGCAAAUUCCUCUGAUUCAUGCAGCCAAAGUCCUUCGGAUACUGGUAACCUCAUUUCUCUAUAUAUUCCAUUGUUGGACGGUAUCUCAACAGCAAAUUCUAGCAUCAAACUGAGUGGUCUCCCUCUACCAUGCACUCACUUGCUCGCUAACCAAGCCUGUCUGCUAUUGCUUGUUCUAGUAACCCAAGCUGGAGUCCCACUUCUUGUCGAGCAGUCAGAUAACGAUCGCAGUGGGACACGAUUAUCUGCUACUCGAGCUGCUGGCUCCGCCAAAGCGGCAGCUGCUGCCAGAUUGGUUCCAAAAAAUCUCUAUCGCGAGGCACUCUUCUGUAUUUUAGAUAAAACAGGUGGCGCAAAUAUGUAUGACAGAGGUAACCAGAUCUCUGCCUUGAAUUUUAUUUCAGACGAACCUUCUGAUGACAAACAAAAGCAAGGUAUCUCUUAA
This is a messenger RNA of Protopolystoma xenopodis, 555 nucleotides long. The record is from the annotation of a GenBank genome assembly. NCBI's taxonomy places the organism in Eukaryota, Metazoa, Platyhelminthes, Monogenea, Polystomatidea, Polystomatidae.